AUAUCUUCUUUUGACUUCGGUCGUCCAUUCUUUACAGAACAAACCCAACAGAUCAAAUUCAGUAAACCCUCUAUCACCGCUCUUCAGCACCUUUAACCCUCAAAACUCAAAUAAUAUUCAAAAUGCGUUUCUCCGUUAUCGCCGUUUCCAUCUUCGCUGGUGCCGCCAUGGCUGCCACUUCCACUGACUACGUCACUGAGGAAGUCACCAUCACCUCUUGCGCCGCAACUGUUACCGACUGCCCAGCUCGCAGCACCCAAGUUUCCACCACCAUCUACUCAAGAACCUCCUCUACUGAGGCUGCUCCUUCAUCUGUUACCCCAGCCGGUCAGCCAUCCAACAGUGGACCAGUCGCCUCCGGCCCAGCUUCGAGCGCACCAGUAGCUUCCGCCCCAGCUUCAAGUGCUCCAGCCUCAAGCAAGCCAGCUACCAGCGUUUUGGUUCCAGUGGCAUCCUCCGCAGUUAGCAGCGCACCAGUUGCAUCCUCCCCAGCUGGCAGCGCACCAGUAGCUUCUGCCCCAGCCUCCAGCGCUCCAGCUUCCAGCAAGCCAGCCAGCUUCACCCCAACUUACGCCACACCAGCUGCCUCUUCCGCUGGCUCUUCCCUCGGUGUUGUUGUUUCCUCCCCCGCUCCAUCCGUCUCUGUCGUUGCCAUCACCACCUGUAUCCCAACCGUCAUCUACUCCACCAUCUCCCUCUCCGGACUCGAGACCACUGCUCCAGGUGUCCCAGCCGCUUCCGCCAAGCCAUCUUCCACUGGAUACAUCUCCGUCCCAGCCAACGGUACCACCCCAGCUGCUACCCAAACCCCACUUGCAUUCACCGGUGCCGCCGCCAAUGUUCAAGUUGGAGGAGCUGCCAUCGCCGCCGUCUUCGGACUCGCUGCUUUCCUCUUGUAA
Messenger RNA from Botrytis fragariae, 899 nucleotides. RefSeq names its product putative surface protein sp1 protein. NCBI's taxonomy places the organism in Eukaryota, Fungi, Ascomycota, Leotiomycetes, Helotiales, Sclerotiniaceae. The record is from RefSeq and is a predicted model, not a curated record. Bases 123 to 899 code for a protein of 258 amino acids. The transcript is spliced from 2 exons.